AUGGUUCUUGCAGAUCAUGGGGAUGGGAUUUCUUCUGAAGACGGCGGCGAUGACUAUGAAGACGGUUUGUCGCACGGCCUGCUUGCCAGCCUUUCGCUGUAUGGCGAGAAUCGGGCCUAUGUUCAACCCACCGGCAAACUCCGAAUCUCAGGGAAAAGCAUCGAACCAGCCGACCGAACUGGAGGCGGCCACGAGGGGCGCAAACACAGAGCUGGCCCCAAAGCACAAGGCCAAGACAUCCGACCAGGACUGGGUGAACCUCAUGGCCAAGUCGGCACAGGCAGUGGCAAGCAGGUUGCGCGACCUCGUAGAACCAGCUUAGGACAAAACGCCUUAGACCCGAGCCUUGGUGUACUUGGAGAGCAGGACUAUGAGAAGCGAGAUUCGAUAAGUCCGACGAACUUAAAACAGCCGAGAAAGGGACCAGAGGAAUCAGACAGGAUGGAAAAAUUGAAUUUUCAGGAAAGUCAACAGGAAGAAGAGCAAGGAGAUGAAUUAGAGAAUGUGGAAAAUGAGGACGAAGAACCGAACGUUGACCGCACGGAAGGAACUCCCAUUGUUGUCACAAACAGUUCUCGAGGCAGGACUUCUGAUGGUAAAAAGUCUUCUAGAUUGCUGCUUGCCGCAGCCGUGGCUGCUGUUACAGCGGAGGAGGAUGAGGAUGAAGACUACCAGCGCCUAUCGGACUUUUCUUCUAUCUUAGCUGACCUUCGAUCAUGCCCUGAUAGUCUUGUAGGACAAACUGAGUCUUAA
Protopolystoma xenopodis is the source of this 753-nucleotide messenger RNA. Lineage: Eukaryota; Metazoa; Platyhelminthes; Monogenea; Polystomatidea; Polystomatidae. The record is from the annotation of a GenBank genome assembly.